AUGAACACAUUGUCACCUAGUCAGCAAGAACCUCCCAAAGUUGUCAUAACGCGGUCUAUACUUGCCGCGCCUCAACGUUGCGCGAUACACCUCCUUCCCAUUGCCGUGUCAUCUACAGUUAUUGGACUGAACAUCAAGGGCACAUAUCUAGGAGCGGACAUGAUGUCUCCAUUCCCAUCCGAGACUAUAAACCUGGCACUCUUCCAGUUAGCUGCCAAAGCUCAUGAGAUAAUGAUCGUUGCAAGCUUGAGUGUAACUAUUCUACACUGUGUCCGCCAUGAAUUGCUCUUCGGCCGUGGCCUCCCCUUGGGUUUCUUGGGAUCAGGGCUUGCGUUCAACAACUUCGGAUAUUUUUUCUCCAGAGAAUUUUAUGGUGGUUUAAGAUAUGUGGCUAUUCACGGCGAGAGAUCACGCAAGGCUGCACUGAUAAGUCUUGUGGUCGUGGCAGGCCUGCUAGUUACUCUUGCUGGGCCAGCGAGUGCUGUUCUCCUGGUUCCAAAAUCACAACCCUGGAGCGCCGGAGAUACUGAGUUCUUCUUGAACGGAUCAGAGAGCGAUUAUUGGCCUGCUGACUUGUCGAAAGAGAUCCCAGACCUCGAACAACUCUGCAGUGAGCAAAACUCGACUCUUCUGGGAUUCUGCCCGGCGGGUGGAUUUCACUCGUUGUGGACUCACUGGGGGACGAUGAACAGCACCACUUUCCAAACCCAGAAUGUCCGCUCCUAUGCAAAGGAACUUUCCGGGUCCCGGUUCUACUGGCCAGUCUCCAGCCCCCUGUCUCUAAUCCCACCUCUAUAUUCACUGGGGAACAUUCAGCAAGAGCCAAAUAGAAGAACAUCGCUGAUACAGCCGCAUGCAGCAACCGUGGUGAUGCUACAGCGGCUUGCGGAAGAUUGGUGGCGGGCCUUCAGUGUACAUAAAGGUCUUUCGCAGAGUCAAAUUGAUGAUCGUACUGCUUCGGCUACCUUCAAACAUGCUAUCACUGUCGCCCGUUGUGCAGCGCCACGAAAGCUACGAGCCUCAGACACCACAGUGUAUUUUCCUUCAAUACAUGGUCGGUUUGACUUUGCCGAUAGCCUACCACUCGACGUGGAUAGUCUUAAUUCCACUCCCAAUGGCCACCUGCAAUUUCAAUGGGCUCAUCUUCCGCCCAGAUUUGGUGCUGCUAGCAUUGGGGGACUAUUCCAGACCCCCUGGAAAGCCACUAAGGGGGGUAGCGUCUCUAGAAUAGCAAUCGGUUGUACAGUACAGGCUGGGUGGGUUCCUGCAACGGUCUUCACUGACAAGUACACUUUCUGGACCGGCUGGUAUCCGUGGAAUAUCCAGUAUGACGAUCGUUCUCCCGCAUGGAAUCCGACUUCUUACAGCGCAACCAAUGGCCGAGUUGCAUUCGGUGAUGAGUGGCUCAAGUUAUUGACUCCUCCAAGCCCCCUUACAGUGACUGAUACUGCCAGCACUUGGCGGCCAUCGACCAUCGAAAGCAUCUUUUCAAAUGCAGGCUUGGCAACUGAUGCAAAGGCCGAUGAGAUAACUCUCGAUGGUUGGCUUGUCAACGAUGUUUCAAGCUGGCAGAGGGUCUCUCUAGUGGAGGCCAUUGUCUGCAGUGUCAUUCUCGAUGGCCUCAGCCGAACGGGAAGCCAUCAAGUGUUCAUCGAAGACAGAGUGGCGAUUCAACCUUCGACUACCACCGCCUCCACCCCCAGCGAAUCAGUGACGAUCACAGCAGAAUUCAAGAUAAGCGGCUUUUCACUUCAGAGCUCUCUUGCUGGUACUCUCGCCAUGUCAGUCCUCUUUACUCACAUGGCGAUUGCUAUUGGCCACAUCAUCUACCUCAUCCUUAAAAGACACACGCCGGGUAGCUGUAGUUCAGUGGGUGAGCUCAUUGCUCUGGCGCAAAAUUCACCGCCAGCGUCUGAAGUUCUAACAAAUACUGGAGGAGGAAUAAAGAGCUCGAAGACCUACGCUCACCUAGCAAGGAUUCGUGUGGCGAAGGCUUCUGACUCCUGUGGGCAAGACCGCAUUGAACUAGUCUUCAAAACGCACACGCCCUCUGCUGAACUCCGCGGCGAUUCUUCUGGGACUGAAUUAGUUGACCUGCAUACCAGCUUGCUCAAUCACUCGUCCACACGGCAAAGUCAGCAUCAUACAAGCAGGAACACCUCACCAUCUACACAGGAUAGUAUUUGGGGUUUAUCACAUUCUACUGAGUGGUUGGUCUUUGACAGUCGUCGCGUGGCGAGUGUGACUACAGCUCGCGUGCAACCUGAGCGCUCGUACGCUUGA
Messenger RNA from Aspergillus aculeatinus CBS 121060, 2283 nucleotides. RefSeq lists its product as uncharacterized. NCBI's taxonomy places the organism in Eukaryota, Fungi, Ascomycota, Eurotiomycetes, Eurotiales, Aspergillaceae. The record is from RefSeq and is a predicted model, not a curated record. The transcript has a single exon. Bases 1 to 2283 code for a protein of 760 amino acids.